Molecule: messenger RNA, 1356 nt
Organism: Rotaria sp. Silwood1
Lineage: Eukaryota; Metazoa; Rotifera; Eurotatoria; Philodinida; Philodinidae
Source: the annotation of a GenBank genome assembly
AUGACAAAUAAAGGAUUAUUAGGAGAAAAUGAAGCUCAUCGAAUUACAGAGUUCAAUUUUUUACAUGUAUUUCCAUGGCUUCAUGAUCCUGAUGUACUUGAAUAUGUAUUGAGUCAUCUUCAUGUUAAAUCAUUUUCAUUAAAUGAAUAUAUUUAUAAAGUAAAUAAUGAUUCUCAAGCAUUAUUUUUUAUUACAGCUGGUUAUGUCGAAACAAUAAGAAAUAUGCCAAAAUAUCAUGAUGCAUUAUCAAUUGAAAAAUUUCAUAAAAAUAAAGAAAAUAAUUCAUCUGAAGAUAUAAAAUUAAAAAAAGAUUCAUUUACUUUUAAUUCAAAAUCAAAUUAUUAUCAAAAACAAUCUUAUGAAAUUAAUUCAAUAAAUGAAUCUCAAACUAAUCAUCAUCUUUGUCAUCAAUGUUAUGUUGAUGUUCAAAAAAUCGAUAUCAUUGAUAAGAAUGCUUUAUUAAAUGAAGAUCUAUUUCAAUGGUCUGAUAUUGACUCUGAACAAAAAUAUUUAUUCUUUGAUAAUACAAAAAAAUUAUUAAAUGUUAAUGAAAGUAUUCUUUCUCAGCUUAAUAUAAAUGAUUCUAUACUCGAUUUUUUUCCAACAAAAGAAUCAACUACAGUCUAUCGAUUGUUAUAUGCACCAGGUGAUGUUAUUGGUCAUAUUGAUUUACUCAAUGGACAAAAGUAUACAGAAACAUGUAAAUGUAUUACAAAUACUCUUGUUUGGUAUUUAAAAUCAAACGAUCUGAUUGUUCUUAUUGAACGUUUUAAACAUUUAAAGAUCUUAGAAAAAAUAUGGCAUUAUAGUGCAUUACAAUUAGCUGAAGGUGUUUUGUAUGAAUAUUUAAAUAUAGUGCCAUACGAUGCAACAGAACAAGAACGUUUUCAUAUUUAUGGUCAUUUAAAACAUGCAUUUCUUAUACCUGAAUCAUAUUUAAUUGAACACAAAAUAAUCUAUUCAUCACAUGAACUUAUUCUUAUACAAGGUCAAUUAGAAAAUAUUACUUCAUCAUUGAUUUAUACUGGACCAUGUUUUAUACAAAUUGAAUUUGGUCAAUAUGGUCUUAAACCGCUGAAUAUAAGUGAAACUAAAAUACUGGUUCUUCGAAAUUCUCAUUAUCAUGAUACACUUAAUGAUGAAUUUGUUUUACCAUUAGAUUUACCAGGUUUAUUAACACAUAUUAUUUAUGAUGAAAAAUUGGACAUUCUUUUACCUCGUAGUAGUAUUAAAUAUGAACAUAUCGUUACACAAUCUAAUAUUGAUCAAUCUUCAAAAGAAAUGACCAAGAAAACAUUAUUAGGUCGAUUUUUAGAAAGUCUACCAAAAUUUCAACGACGUAUUAUGAACCCAUAG